Molecule: messenger RNA, 1143 nt
Organism: Sordaria macrospora k-hell
Lineage: Eukaryota; Fungi; Ascomycota; Sordariomycetes; Sordariales; Sordariaceae
Molecular function (GO): nitronate monooxygenase activity
Source: RefSeq, a predicted model, not a curated record
AUGCACUUUCCAGGCCACAGCAGCAAGAAGGAGGAAUCCGCCCAGACGGCCCUCACCCAGCUCAACUCUUGGUUCCCCACCACCAAGAACCCCGUCAUCAUCAGCGCCCCCAUGUACCUCAUCGCCAACGGCACUCUUGCUGCUGAAGUAUCCAAGGCUGGCGGCAUUGGCUUCAUAGCAGGCGGCUUCGACUUCCGCCCCGGUUCCUCCCAACUCACCAACCUAAGCAACGAACUGCUCCUAGCGCGCAAAGCCCUCGACCUCGCCGACCGCCCCCUGACACCCCUCCCCUCAAUCGGCGUCGGUCUCCUCCUCACUCACACCGUCUCGGUGCCGCACAUCGUCGACACCGUCCUGCCCAUACUGCAGGAACACUCCCCGCAAGCUGUCUGGCUGUUCGCCAGCGACCCGGACUUUGAGUCCUCCAGUAAGCCGGGAGCAAAGGGGACGGCAAAGCAGCUGAUCGAGGCUUUUCACGCUUCGGGCUUUGUGGUGUUCUUCCAGGUGGGCACCGUCAAGGAUGCGAGGAAGGCGGUGCAGGAUGGCGCGGAUGUGAUUGUUGCACAGGGAAUCGAUGCCGGCGGGCAUCAGUUUGCUGAGGGGAGCGGGAUUGUCAGCUUGGUGCCGGAGGUGGUGGAUAUGGUUGAGAAAGAGUUUAAGCCUAAGGGGAGAGAGGUGGUGGUUGUGGCGGCGGGAGGGGUGGCUGAUGGGAGGGGGGUUGCUAGCGCUUUGGGUCUUGGCGCCGAAGGUGUGGUGUUGGGUACUAGAUUCAUCGUAGCAACCGAAGCUGCCACCCCAGAAUUUCGCAGGAAGCUCAUCCUCGAGACCAACGAUGGAGGUCUCAACACUGUCAAAUCCCACUUCCACGACCAAAUCAACAGCACCAAAAUCUGGCACAACGUCUACGACGGACGCGCCGUCCGCGGUGCUUCGUACGAUGACCACGCUGCUGGCUUGCCCUUUGAGGAGAACCACAAGAAGUUCAAGGAGGCUGCGAGCGUGGGAGACAAUUCGCGGGCUGUUACUUGGGCCGGAACCGCCGUAGGUUUGGUAAAGGAUCAAAGGCCUGCUGGCGAGAUUGUGAAGGAGUUGAGGGAAGAGGCCAAGGAAAGGAUUAGGAAGAUUCAGGUUUAUGCUGCUUAG